AACGGUGUUUUGCAUUUGAGGGAACAUUGAAGGGAAUUCUUUUAGGUGUGAUGAAAAACUGUUUGCCGGGAACUGGGAUUGAUCACACCGUAACGCGUCCCGAUGUUACUGAAAUGUUCAUGCAGUCGCACAGAGUAAUCAAAGGGACUGACAAGAUACUCGCCUAUACAGUUUUGAUUAGCGAAGCUUGCAUGAGCAUGGAUGAACUGCAAGCAUUUAUCAACGCUCUGUGUUAUACCCAUCAGAUAACGAACUCGGCGAUCUCUCUUCCCGAACCUAUUUAUCAGGCCGAUGAAUAGGC
Gongylonema pulchrum is the source of this 301-nucleotide messenger RNA. The record is from the annotation of a GenBank genome assembly. Lineage: Eukaryota; Metazoa; Nematoda; Chromadorea; Rhabditida; Gongylonematidae.